This is a messenger RNA of Ambispora gerdemannii, 1032 nucleotides long. The record is from the annotation of a GenBank genome assembly. NCBI's taxonomy places the organism in Eukaryota, Fungi, Glomeromycota, Glomeromycetes, Archaeosporales, Ambisporaceae.
AUGAAUAAAUCAGAAAAUCUGGACUCAAACAAAGCUUUAAAAAGUUCAGCAAAGAACGAUAACGAUAAUGAUAAUCAAUCGUCAAAUUUUUUUAAACACCACCCGCUUGAGCAGACACUUCGAUUUAACGAACAAUCGAUUCCAAACAUAAAAAUUUUAUAUCGUGAUUCCGAGUUUUUAAUCGUUGAUAAACCAUAUGAUAUGCGAAUUGACGGCGAAACAAACCGUGGACCAACAGUACAAUCAUCACUUUACCAUCACCACCCAACACUCCCAGCUCCGCUACGUAACGUCCAUCAAAUAGAUCAUGCCACAUCCGGGUGCUACUGUCUUGCAUUGACUUCGUUGUCAGCAAGUUUAGCUUGUGUUGCGUUUAUGGAACGACGUGUGCGAAAAACGUAUUUGGCUAUGGUCAGAGGCUGGAUGAAAGAGGUUAGGUAUGUAGUAGAGCAACCGAUAGCGCAAGUGGUUGGGAAUCGUUAUAGAAUGUGCCUUGGGAGUGUCGAUAAUCCGGGAAAGACUGCAAAAACAGAGAUAGAAGUUUAUCAAUAUGGUCAUUUCAAUCUCGCAUCUUAUCCACCUAUAACAUCAGAUUUUCUGUAUUCAGCAUCAUCUUCCACCGAAUUUCACUCACCUUCACUUGUUCCUUCGCCUCAAUCACAAUCAAAGCCACUAUCUCCCAUAUCAAUUCCCGUCACGUUAGUUCGUCUAACCCCAAUUACCGGGAGACGUCAUCAACUCCGUCUUCAUUGCCAGUACCUUGGACACCCAAUUGUGGGCGACUGGCACUACGAAAAAGAAAUUAUGGACUACACUGAUACGUUUCGUAUGAUGCUGCAUGCGAAAAGAUUAGUAAUUCCGCUUGACGGCGGUCGUGGAAAGAAACAUAAAAAAAGAAAUAAUAACAAAUUGAAGAGUGAAAAUUUGGUGAAUGAAAAGAAAGAGGGAGAUGUGUUGGAUGUUGAGACUGAUGAUCCGUUUAUUGGGUUGGUGGAGUUGUGUGAGAAAGAGAAAGAUAAGGUCGAGUUUUAG